Molecule: messenger RNA, 801 nt
Organism: Conger conger (European conger)
Lineage: Eukaryota; Metazoa; Chordata; Actinopteri; Anguilliformes; Congridae
Product: gap junction beta-4 protein-like
Exons: 1
Coding region: 1-801 (266 amino acids)
Biological process (GO): cell communication
Cellular component (GO): connexin complex
Source: RefSeq, a predicted model, not a curated record
AUGAACUGGAUUUUCCUCCAGGCCCUCCUCAGCGGGGUGAACAAGUACUCCACAGCGUUCGGCCGCAUCUGGCUCUCGGUGGUCUUUGUCUUCCGGGUGUUGGUGUUGGUGGUGGCAGCAGAGAAGGUGUGGGGUGAAGAGCAGAAGGAAUUUGCCUGCAACACGGCCCAGCCGGGUUGCCACAAUGUUUGCUACGACCAUUUCUUCCCCGUGUCCAUCGCGCGCCUGUGGGCCCUGCAGCUCAUCUUUGUCACCUGCCCCUCGCUGCUGGUGGUAUUGCACGUGGCCUACCGCAAGGAGCGAGAGCGCAAACACUGCCUCAAGUACGGUGAGGGGUGUCCUCGCCUCUAUGCAGAUGUGGGGAAGAAACGUGGAGGUCUGUGGUGGACAUAUUUCUUGAGCCUGCUCUUCAAGAUGGCAGUGGACGCGACCUUCGUCUACCUGGUCUACUACAUCUAUGAGGCAAAUUUUUUUCCCCUGCUGGUGAAGUGCAAAGAGGCGCCCUGUCCCAACGAGGUGGACUGCUUCAUCACCCGGCCCACGGAGAAGCGCAUCUUCGCCUCCUUCAUGGUGAUUAUCAGCCUAAUAUGCAUCCUCCUCACUCUUAGUGAGGUCCUUUACCUGCUCGGCAAACGCUGUAAAGAGCACUGCCCGCCCAAAAGCUGUACCGCUCAGCCUGUUGUGGCAUCUUCAGCGUUCGGUAAGAAUAACACUUCCUUCUUGGAGAGCCACCCUCUGAAAGAGCUCAGCAAUGGUAAUAAAGACACCAGUGCUCCAGCGUACAGCAUUUCAGUUUCCUGA